This is a messenger RNA of Microsporum canis CBS 113480, 1743 nucleotides long. RefSeq lists its product as hypothetical. Bases 1 to 1743 code for a protein of 580 amino acids. Lineage: Eukaryota; Fungi; Ascomycota; Eurotiomycetes; Onygenales; Arthrodermataceae. The record is from RefSeq and is a predicted model, not a curated record. The transcript is spliced from 5 exons.
AUGGGUGGUGCAAGAGAAGGCCAAGACAAAGAUGGCCUUUUUCUCACAAAAGGCCAUCUUUGUCUUGGCAGCUUGUUGCUCUGUCUGUUUCCUUUCCAUCUCCACCAUAACUUCCACCGACUCAACCAUCCACCAUCAAUGGCCGAUGAAUCUCUGAGACUCCUGCGUCGUCUUGUACAGUAUGUACAAGAUGACAACUUAAAGCAACAGCUCAAAACAUCUCUCAGCUCACUCUCUAAGAAGGAGAUAUCUGCGCUCAAGAAAGUCUUGACGGUGAAGUCAGCAAAAGGGGAUUCCGCUGGAAAGACAAUCAACAAAGUUACAGACAUUACCAAACUUCAGCUUGCGCCUAGCUUGGAGAGAAGCCUACCGUUAUGGAGGAGAGAUAACACCUCAUAUUUUCUCGAAACCACUGCUGAGUCUUGUUCUUAUGAAACUGCGGGAGCAGUAUUCAACAAACUUCAGCAAAACAAGGAGAAUAAAGAUACCCAGACGAUUAAACGACGAUUUGACUUAAGAAGCUUGUAUAAGUUUGCGGUUUCUCGCCACUACCACUCUGGGAAGCGCUGGCGGGAAGGGGGGAGUCGGAGCCUCGCGUCAGAUAUCUGCAAAGAUGUACCCAAUAAUGAUGUUGAUGCCGUUGAGAAGGAACUUCAGCACCUUAUUCAUCUGGGGCGAGGAUUUGAAGCUUGGGUAAAGCAGCUAGGAGGGCCAGGCUAUCUAUUAUUAUUGCCUUUGGAAAUCUGCGAGACUAAGUAUGUCAUCAUGCUUCAAGGAAUUUCAACGUUUGCGUUACUGAACAUUCAAAGAUAUGCAAAAAGACAUAACCGAAAUGGGAUUACAAAGGAUGCAGACCACCUUAAAAAAAUUGGUAUUCAAGCUAUAGCAGAGGAGCAGGGUGUUUUGCCUCUUGGCCGGUAUAUUGCGGAUCAAACUUUGAAGCAUGCGAAGGAACAACCACAAAUGGGCAAUAAACUGGAUGAGAGUAAUCAAACCUUUUCCGUACGUUGUGUUGGUUCAGACGUCAGGAAUCAGGACACAGGGGUCUCUCUCUCGUCAGCAUCACAGCCAUCUCCAGCUUGGAAUCAACGGAAGCGCCGCCGUCGAAAUGCUCCAUCGAUAAGCCAAGCGAGUGGUCUACCUAGUCAAACUGCUGGGCCUGGCUGUUGCAAUACAAAUCCUGCUGUUAUUUUGCCGGAAGAGGUAUCGACCAGACAUGGAAUGGAGAGUCAAGACGAUCCUGGGGCAGAAUCGCCUCAGCAACCUCCACGGGAUGCACACUCGCUCGGCGACGAAACCAGCUGUCCGAGUGUGGUACCAACCCCUUACACUAACGGGCCUGGCGAUGAUGGAUAUCAGGGAUUUCCACAGUCACUCUUGGACGAAAGCGGAACGGAUGUUUCUGAGGGUCAAACAGCUACACAUACCAACGAAAUUUAUCCAGCGAAUAAUAACGCUAUGCAAAUAAAUACCAUGGACGCGGCUGACGAGUUUAAUUUCGAUGACCUUCCAAAUCCCUUGACUCCUCCAACCUUUGGCGGACCCGAAAGCAACCGACAGCGUUUCUCGAACCAUGGCUUACCAGAUGAUAUCUGGCAAAAUAUUCCGGACACCAGCUUUAAUUUUAUUGCGGGAUAUGACUGGAAUAACCUCCCAAACCCAUUGAAUACUGCAGCUGGCUGCGAAUCACUGCCCUUCAAUUGGGAUGAUCUCCCUAACCCUCUUGACAACGAUAUUAUAUGA